Musa acuminata AAA Group (dessert banana) is the source of this 876-nucleotide messenger RNA. Its product is annotated as organelle RRM domain-containing protein 2, mitochondrial-like. Bases 87 to 611 code for a protein of 174 amino acids. The record is from RefSeq and is a predicted model, not a curated record. Gene Ontology annotation, molecular function: RNA binding. The transcript is spliced from 3 exons. Lineage: Eukaryota; Viridiplantae; Streptophyta; Magnoliopsida; Zingiberales; Musaceae.
ACACCACUCCCGUGUCCUUCCCCCGUUGCAAGCCAGCGGUUCCCUUUUAGGGUUUUGGCCAUAGUUUCGCCGCCUCCCCACGACGAAUGGCGCUGUCGUCUUCUUCGUUUGCGCUACGCCGCCUCCUCAGGGUUUCUUCUUCUGCCUCCCUGCCCCAGUGGACCUGGUCACCCCUUUCAGCCUACCGCCAGAACUCUUCCUCCUCCUCCUCCUCCUCCUCCCCCUCUCCAUCCAUCUUUCCCUUCGACGACGACGCCGCCGCCUCCAACCUUCCUCCCCUUACGACGCCCAAGUUAUUCGUUAGCGGGCUUUCAAGGUUAACCACUGAUGAUAAGCUUAAAGAGGCAUUCUCUCCAUACGGGCAACUUCUUGAAGCAAAAGUCAUAGCCGAUAGAAUCUCAGGAAGGUCGAAGGGGUUUGGCUUUGUUAGGUAUGCAACGAUUGAAGAGGCUGACAAGGCAAGGCAUGGGAUGAACGCCAAGUUUCUGGAUGGAUGGGUUAUUUUUGUCGAUCCAGCGAAGCCAAGAGAGCCCAGACCACAGAAGCCAGCAGAACCAGAGCCUUCCGAAGCUGGUUUAAGGAUAAACAAAACGGUUGGAUGGUGUGGGUGAUUGCAUCUGCGGUGACACGGCAAUCCUCUUCUCGAGUGAUAGAGAUAAUUUGAAGGAAUUAUGGAGCUAUUACUGUGAUGAACUUGGCAUUCUCAUUACCUUUAGCAGAACUCAAUGGUGGGACAAGUAACAUGCAAUAGAAUACCAACUGUUGAAACAUUAAGAUUUAUGAUGGUGUCUGCCUGAGAACUUAUGUAGACAUCGUUCAUUCAGAUUGUUGCAUGCAGCUUCAUGAAAGUUACCUUAUAUAACCAUUAUUUAUACA